Molecule: messenger RNA, 1889 nt
Organism: Rubroshorea leprosula
Lineage: Eukaryota; Viridiplantae; Streptophyta; Magnoliopsida; Malvales; Dipterocarpaceae
Source: the annotation of a GenBank genome assembly
CGUCACCCUUCCUUUUUAGAUGUUUGAGGCCUCAUGAUUCAUGAAUCUAUAGUAGGUAUUCCAACGAUGGCAUUCAACAAGAAUCUCUUCACAUUCACUCUCAUCUUUUGCUCCUUUCUCUUGUUCCUUUCUCACACUGUAUUGUCGCCGUUUAAGUCCGCUGGACACAGCCUCUCCCAGAGUACUGCUAGACUCCGGCAGCCACCUCUAGCUGCCGCAGAGAAGAAUGUAAGUUGGUUCGAUGUUAUUGGCGGAGAGAUCAAAGGAAGGAAAAUCAAGAUUGGUUUAGUCAACAUUGAUGAUCAUGAGUCGGCUCUAUACAGUCAUCAUCUGUAUGGAUUAGCUGAGUUUGUCAACGUACGCUUUGAUCCUGUAUCCAAGGACAUGAAAUGGGAAGAGUUUUUCCCAGAAUGGGUCGAUGAGAAAGCAAGGAGGGGCUUACCAAAAUGUCCGGAGAUCCCGAUGCCACGGCUAGAGGACUACCGAGACCUCGAUGUGGUGGUGGCUAGGGUUCCCCGUGGUAGAGGUUCAAGAGAUUUGUUCAGGUUACAGGUGAAUUUGGUGGUGGCUAAUCUUGUGGUGAAGAGUGGUUGGAUCACACGGGAGGUUGCUCGGCCGGUGUAUGCGGUUUUUGCUGGUGGAUCUUCUGGGCCAAUGCUGGAGAUUUUCCGGUGUAAUGAUUUGGUGAAGCAGGUGGAAGACUACUCGGUGUAUAAGCCCAAGCUAAAUAGGUUGAAGCAGAAGGUGUUGAUGCCUGUUGGGUCAUGCCAACUUGCUCCUCCUUAUGCAGAAGCAGGGGAAGAGGGUUGGAUAAUUUACAGCAAUACCAAUCUGACACGAUCAAGAAAAGCAUACGUAACAAUCCUCCACUCCUCCGAAGCUUACGUUUGUGGUGCCAUAGCUCUAGCUCGAAGCAUCCGCCUUACAUCCUCUUCCAAAGACUUAAUCCUCCUCCACGAUGACUCCAUCUCCAACCACGCCCUCCUUGGACUCAAAGCGGCGGGUUGGCAAACUCGACGCAUCCACCGCAUCCGUAGCCCCUUCUCCAAGAAAGACUCCUACAACGAGUGGAACUAUAGCAAGCUUCGUGUGUGGCAACUGGAUGACUAUGAUAAAGUCAUCUUCAUCGACGCUGAUCUUUUAAUUCUUCAAAACAUUGAGGAUUUCUUUGUUUAUCCGGAGCUCUCAGCUGCAAAGAACGACAGGUAUUUGUUUAAUUCUGGGAUUAUGUUGGUGGAGCCAUCUUCGUGUAUGUUUGAGGAUUUGAUGCGGAAGAGCUUCACGGUGGCUUCCUACAACGGUGGUGAUCAAGGGUUUUUGAACGAGGUGUUCACAUGGUGGCACCGGUGGCCAACGAAGGUCAAUUUUCUGAAGAAUUUUGGGAAGAAGAAAGAACGAGGCAUUCCCGAGGAUGUUUAUGCCAUACAUUAUCUAGGGUGGAAACCGUGGACGUGUUAUAGGGACUAUGAUUGUAACUGGGAUAAUGCUGAUCGCCGGAUUUUUGCUAGUGAUGAGGCUCAUAAGAUGUGGUGGCGGGUCUAUGAUGCCAUACCGAAGGAGCUGCGACCCUAUUGUGCCAUGACGGAGGCGGUGGAUAAGAGGAUAAAGGCGUGGAGAGCGAGAGCAAGGAAUGGUAGUUUUUCUGAUGGGCAUUGGAAGAUUGAAGUGAAGGACCCAAGACAACACAAUCUUGUUCCAUGAAGAGAGUGUUUUUGGCCAAAAAAAUUUAAGUUUGUUUAAGAUAAUUGAUUCUGGUUCAUGUUGUACUUUUUUUUCAGUGAAGGUAUAAGCAGUUCAUUAGUUAAGAGCUAAUAUCACUUUAGACUUGGAGAUAUUCUCUUUGAUAAGCGGUUCUAAGGACUGACACAUAAUUAAUGCAUUAAUUAUAA